Molecule: messenger RNA, 1685 nt
Organism: Sinocyclocheilus anshuiensis
Lineage: Eukaryota; Metazoa; Chordata; Actinopteri; Cypriniformes; Cyprinidae
Product: E3 ubiquitin-protein ligase RNF169-like
Exons: 6
Coding region: 1-1569 (522 amino acids)
Biological process (GO): double-strand break repair
Cellular component (GO): site of double-strand break; nucleus
Molecular function (GO): nucleosome binding; ubiquitin-protein transferase activity
Source: RefSeq, a predicted model, not a curated record
AUGGCUGGGCGGGGCUUGUUCUCAAACCCAGACGCAGAAAUUUUUCGUGCACCUGUACCAAUUCAUAAAUCUGGAGAAAUGCGUCAAGAUUACGAGAAACAAAAGAUGAAGGGUGGAAGCAGUGAAGAAACCGAAGAGAGAAAGAAAAAGAUCCACAGAAAAGAAGAGUGUGGGAUGCUGAAACUUUGUCAGUAUCCUUUCUGUGGGGUGUCAGACUCUGAGAAUGAAGAGCCGGUGGGAAAGAGGACCAGACAUGUCUCAGCAUUUGUGCGAAAAACAAGAUGCUCCCCUGCUUUCAGUAGAGGUUGUCUUCAUAGCAGUGCUGUUCAGAGGAGCAGGAGCUGUACAGAUUCUGAGGAUGGAAGAGGAAAAACCAGAGGUCACACACAUCAUGUCGUUCCUGACAAGGCUAUCACCACUCAUAGUUACAAUGCUGGAAUCCUUCUCUCCUCGGAAAACAGUCGCUCUUUCUCAGCCCCGGUACUGAGCCUAGAUAAGAGACACCACUGGCGGGGCAUCCACACCUCAUCCGCGUCACUCGUACUUCAAACGAAACCAGAGAGGUCCAUUAGCCCCGAGAGCAACGAUAGCAUAUCGGAAGAACUCAACCAUUUCAAGCCUAUUGUCUGCUCGCCGUGCACUCCACCCAAAAGGUUGCCCGAUGGGCGACUUUUGGAGCCUACGAUCGUGAAGUCAACCCCAAGGAACUUGACACACACUCUGCACAAGUCCACAAGCUACGAGGCCAGCCCGACCAUCUUGCAGAAGUGGAAGCAGAUUGAAGUUGAUCGUCAGAGCAUCAAGGUGACCUCAAAAGGUACAGUCACGAGUCCGAUCGCAGAGGAUCUAAGCCUUAAACUGAGUCCCGUUGAAGAACAGGACCGCCGACUCUGCAGCUGUGCUGUAGCCAAGGACAGCUCGCAAGAUCAUCAGUGCAUUUGUGAUUCAAGUGCUAAGGAUCAGAAGGAUAAACCUGUAGUCUGUAAUAAACUACGGCUUGUAUUUGAUCAGUGUAGCAAAGAGGAAGGUACACAGCCUGCUAGCGCUCACAUCAGGUCAACAACUCAAACCACUGCAGAUACUUUAUCCGCAAAAAGGCGUAGCAGAUGUGAAGAACUCUGUGAACCCACAGAAUUUUGUGAAGCGAUGCUUGAUAAACACGCUGGACACUGUAAACAGGGUAUGAAAGACCCCGAGAACUUCGUAAAUGAGCCUACCACCAGGAGCUGUGUACUUAACAGACCUACCUCAAGAAGGGGCAAGAAGAGAAGCCACAAAACCAAACAUUUGGAAGACACCCUACAGACAAAAAUGUCCCGGACAGGUGCCUAUGACAGGCUUGAUGAUAUGAUUGUCCAGCGAAUGAAUCGGGAUAAGGAGGGCCAAGAAGUGGCACUAAAGCUACAAAGACAGUUUGACAGAGAAUGUCAAAAAGUGGACAGGCACAAAACGAGUCGUGACAAAUACGAACUCCGGUCCUGGGCUGCAAAUGAUGGAACGGUAGGACACAAUACACGCAGAUCAGGAAGAAUCUCCAAAAGAAAUGAGCACUUUAACUACAGCUGUUAAAGGGACCUCCGGUUAUGGUAGUUUUAUUGUAAUGAUUUGUUGCAGUCACAAACAUUUUCUUUGUUGAGGCACUACAGAGGCUUUCUAACAUCUGGAUUAAUAUUGCAAGAUAAGGU